CCGCCCCCGCCCGGCCCCAGUGGGCGGGGCGUCCGGGAGCCCACAGCGUCAGGGUCGCCGACCGCCGGGAGGCCGCCGCGUUCCCUCCCCGCCGCGUCUCAGCUUGUGGGCGACUUCGGCGCUUGACAGAAAAUAGACUUGUAGACCCUGAGGCGGAGGCCCGGCUGGCUCCACCUCGUACCCGCAGCGAGACCCGGGACAAGUGACUGGAUUUCUCUGCUGGCUCUUUCUCCGCAAAAUAAGGAUAAUAGGAUCAGCUUUGAAGGUCGUUUGCGGGGGUUAGAGGGAAGAACACAACCCAAAGCGGCCAGAAAGACUGAUCACAUAGAGAAAAAAAUGGAAGGCCUGCCUGAUGCUGCUGCUUUUGCAACUAGGCUUAAAAACACUCUCAUCCAAUAUCAUAGCAUCGAAGAUGAUAAGUGGCGAGUUGCCAAGAAAGUGAAAGAUGUAACAAUUUGGAGAAAACCUUCAGAAGAAUUUAAUGGAUACCUGUUCAAAGCCCAGGGUGUUAUAGAUGACAUUGUCAAUAGUGUCAUAGACCAUAUACGCCCAGGUCCCUAUCGCUUGGAUUGGGACAGCUUAAUGACUUCAAUGGAUAUUCUGGAACACUUUGAAGAGAAUUGCUGUGUGAUGCGCUACACUACGGCUGGUCAGCUUUGGAAUAUAAUUUCCCCUCGAGAGUUUGUGGAUUUCUCCUACACCGUGGACUACGAAGACGGGCUUUUGUCCUGUGGGCUAAGUGUUGACUGGAGUGAACAGAGACCAGAGUUUAUUCGUGGGUUUAACCAUCCCUGUGGCUGGUUCUGCGUUCCACGUAAAGACAAUCCACAGCAGAGUCUCUUGACGGGCUAUAUUCAGACGGAUCUGCGUGGGAUGAUCCCGCAGUCUGCGGUCGAUACAGCCAUGGCAAGCACUUUAAUCAGCUUCUAUGUGGAUUUACGAAAAGCCCUACAGAAGGCCUAAGAUGUCUAAACUCGUAGGACAGCCGUUCCCCCAAAUCAACUUUUUCCCUCAGUGGCGUGGCCUGUGAAAAUCAUCCUUUUCUCUCUUCUGUGUAGCUGUAGAAACAUGAGAUGAUUUGUCAGUUUAUCUUAUUCCUUAGUUAUCUAAGAGAAGGCAUCUCCGUUUCCUUAGACAGUUGUUUGCGCACUGUUUGGUACAGCGGCGCAUCUUCUUUGACCGAAACUCUUACGAAACUGAACAUUGCCUCGAUGUGAAUAUGAAAGCACAAGCUUCAUACUGGUAAAGUCAUCUGUUUUAGAGCUUUACGAACCUUUAAAAGUUUUAACUAUCUUAGGAAAUUAAAUAUCAGUGCUUUACUUUUGGUACGCUCUAUGAGUUGGCCAAUAUCUAAAGAGAAGAGUUCUUUAUAUUUUAUAAAAGGUGAACUUGUCAGUUGACUUGUACUACUUCAAAUAUUGAAAAAAUCAGAAAUAGAAGAAUAGAGAUAGUAUAGAUAUAAUUCAGACAGUUGUUUUGAUACCUAGAUAACAUUAUUUUCUGGAUAUCUUUUAAAAAUGUAUUUGUAUCUUUCUGUCCAUUUAUUUUGGAAGUCUUCCAAAGUGUUUAUGCACGGAUGAGACCAAGAACUGCCAAGUAUGUGCUGGAGCCACCAACCCGAUGGCUUGUGUAAAGGGCGUGGUGAUGUCCUACAUUCACCAACAGCAAAUCGUCCAGAAAUCAAAUUCAAUGAGUGUUUUCAUAUUUCAGUUUUUUCUUUUUUUAAGACAAGCCCUCGAGAAAUAGCUUUUAAUUCUGAGAAGUAUCCAAUAUUCUGUAGGAAAAUAAUCAGAUUUUUAGUCUUUCUCAUUUCAUCCAUGUUCACAUUUCAAAGUAUCGCUCCCCUCAAAGUGUUACUGACUGCAUCAUACACGUUCACGAGUGUGAACGUGACUCAGUCUGGAACUUUUUUUUUUUUUAUUUUUAUUUAUUUAUGAUAGUCACACAGAGAGAGAGAGAGGCAGAGACAUAGGCAGAGGGAGAAGCAGGCUCCAUGCAGCAGGAGCCCGACAUGGGAUUCGAUCCUGGGUCUCCAGGAUCGCGCCCUGGGCCAAAGGCAGGCGCUAAACCGCUGCGCCACCCAGGGAUCCCAGUCUGGAAGUUUAGUACAUGCGUUCAUACAUUUGUCCACUUGCCUAGAUGAGUCAUUUUAUAAAACUGGCUUGGACUGUAAUAGACCCCGUGACUCCAUGGCUGCCUUAAAUGAACAUUCCCAAAUGAUCUGAACAUUCCAAGUGAUUCUGUUGCUUUUGAAUAGCCACCUGGUUGACUUCCAAAACGAGACCUUGAGACAACUCGCUGUAUCCUUGCGGGUGUAUUUAUGCUUGUAUUCAGGCCUAUAUCUUGAAAUCUGUCUCCUGUUCAGUGGGAGUUACGUGGUACUUACUGUUUCUAAAUGUUUUGUUUCUUUUUUUUAAAUUAAUCUGAGGUUUCUUCUGUUCCAGCAUACUGUCUAGGAUGGUGAAAUGCUAGCAGACGUCCAAUUAUGGGGCCCAGACUGGGUGAGGGAUUUGUGACAAGAUGGCCUGAGCUGGGUACCCCUAACAUGAAUAAACUGUCUAAUGUGCUGUUUGUGUUUCUCAGCUUAUACCAAUCACCUCCAAUUAGUGAUUACAUAAUCCACUGUUGCACUGGGUCCCUUGCACAUAAAAGGAAAAAUUUUUGUUGCAAUAUUGAGUCCUAGGAUAGACUGAAAAAUAGUAUUUGAAUUACCUGAAAUUUCUAUGCAGCUUCUAGAUGGCACUUGAGAUUUGCUGGGCUCUAGAUGCUACUUUUUUCUUUUCUUUUUUAAACAGCUUUAUAGAGGUAUAAUUUAUAUGCUGCACGACUUACUGGUUCUAAGAAUACAGUCCAGUUACAUCUCGCAUGCACUUAGAGUUGUGCGGUCAUCACCACAAUCCAGCUUUAGAAUAUUUCUAGCAACCAAACGACCCCUUUGCCUGUCUGCAGACUCAGAUCUAACCAAAGUUGAGCGCAGUUGCCCUUAUACAGAAGAUGAAAAAGAUUAGCGUAGGCUUUAUCUGGUUUUGUUAGAGGAGAGGUGUGUUUGAUCCUAAGCUCAGGCACCUUAUGGUAAUGUAUUAAAUGUUAUCUCAAACACUGUAAUUAUACAAAAAUUUAAUGAUCUGGGUUGGGAUUAAUGAUAACAUGUAAUUGAGUCUGCUGUUUCUGUAGCAGUGCUGGAUAAUAGAAAAAUAACAUGAGCCAUAAAUGUAAUUUAAAAUUUUCUAUCUGCCACAUUAAAAAGAUAAAAAGCAGCUGGUGUUAAUGUUAAUGAUACAGGUUUUAACUCAGUAAUCCCAAAUAUUACCAUUUAAUCUUGUAAUCAGUGUAAAAACUGAUUAAGAUGGCUUAUACUCUCCUUCUAUACUAAUUUGUUGAAAUCUAGUGUGUAUUUUACUGGGUUGAAUGAGCCACAUUCUAAGCGUGCAUUGUCCACAUUAGGCCAGCAGCGUGCGGUGGCCAGCACAGAUCUGUUUGGUUUCAUUCGUCUUUUUAUAGUAUGAAGUGAUGAGUUUCACAGAAUUACUCUCUUAAUUGCAAAAUGUUUUCUGGUCCCUGGAGCCUCCUGCUUGCCAAAUAGAGACUUCUGAACAUCAGAAAUCCAUUCAUUGUUGUUAAUAAUGUAAAAAUUGUAGCCAAAAAAGCUUUUCCUUUAAAAAUAAGGUGGACCGGCCAUGAAUGAAACAAACAAAAAAACUAUAAUCUGCCGUGUUAGAUGUAUCUUCUCUAGUUUCUAGCUAGUUUGCAUUAGAAAUCUAUUUAUGCAGGAAAUACUGGCACAGGACUGUUUUCAGUACGUGUCCCCUAUUUUUGUAAGGACAUUAAUUUCAUAUAAAAAUUAGUAGUUUAACACAA
Messenger RNA from Canis lupus familiaris (dog), 3858 nucleotides. RefSeq names its product StAR related lipid transfer domain containing 4 (gene STARD4). The transcript has 7 exons. Gene Ontology annotation, molecular function: cholesterol transfer activity; cholesterol binding. Lineage: Eukaryota; Metazoa; Chordata; Mammalia; Carnivora; Canidae. Gene Ontology annotation, cellular component: endoplasmic reticulum; cytosol. The coding region runs from base 337 to 963 and encodes 208 amino acids. Gene Ontology annotation, biological process: cholesterol transport involved in cholesterol storage; intracellular cholesterol transport; cholesterol import. The record is from RefSeq and is a predicted model, not a curated record.